This is a messenger RNA of Anopheles merus, 2157 nucleotides long. RefSeq names its product nucleoporin Ndc1 (gene Ndc1). Lineage: Eukaryota; Metazoa; Arthropoda; Insecta; Diptera; Culicidae. The record is from RefSeq and is a predicted model, not a curated record. Gene Ontology annotation, molecular function: protein-macromolecule adaptor activity. The transcript has a single exon. The coding region runs from base 1 to 1743 and encodes 580 amino acids. Gene Ontology annotation, cellular component: nuclear pore transmembrane ring. Gene Ontology annotation, biological process: nuclear pore organization.
AUGGAUCCGGUCGGUUCGAAGGACUUGGCAUUUCGUAAGAUAUGCACAGAACGCUUCGUGACAUCGAUAUACUACUGCUUGUUGCAGCAGUAUUUGCUGGUGACGAUCUUUCUGCUGUUCAUCAACUUUAGUAUCCUGCAUCCGAUAAACUGGAUCGUCGGAACCGUGCGACUGCUGGUAUCGUUUUACCCAUGGAUUGCAUCGGUUCCUUUAGCGAUCGCGGUCGUCGUUCAUGGAAUAGUGCUUGCCAAGUCGUGUCUACUAGAAACUCGGUAUCAUUCAACGUACUGCCAGCAAUUGUACCGGAAUCUCAUACAACGUUCGAUACUCUUACUUACCAAUGGAACAAUCGGUUGCUUGACGGCAUGGCUAUACACACGAUUUCUGCGAGAUGAGUACCGGCUUCUGUUCCUGCCCAGCGUACAAGACGAUACUGUGUUCCUCAAUGACCGUUUCGUAUAUCUGGUAAUGAGUGGUGUGUUUGGUGGCUGUUAUUUCUUUCUGCGGGAGCAGCAAAACCCGGAUGCCGUAGACUUCCCGAUCAUUCUGCUACCAAAAGUUGCUCAAUACUGGAACAACCUUAGCAGUGUAUUAACUAAAUCGAUGCGAAAAUCAGCGAUUGGCAUGUUUAUCUACCUUAGCUUCUACUACACCUUUUCUUGUCUUUUCCGGCAUAAGCUAGCUUCUGUUUUGGGAGGCGCUCGACUGCAGGAAGACUCGACGCUGUACAGCUUCUGCAGUAUCAUAAUGGAUAUUCGCUUGUUGGUGUAUACUUGGUUGUUUUCGGCGCUCAUAUUAAGCAACAUAAAUUUGAUGCACGUGUUGUUCGGUAUUUUUCUUGCCGAGCCUCAAAACUUCCGUAUUGAAACAAGCGCAUUUCAGGCGAAUGACGAGCCAUUGCUUGCGGAUGCACUAGCAUACAAGCAAAUUCCGAUAGUACAGCAACUGGCGGUCGAGGAUUUGUUUGCCAUCGCCGAGGCACAGUGUUUGAAUCGCCGGAAACAGCUAUUCUCAUUAACAGUACCUGGUGGUCACCCAAACAACUGGCGAAAAUUGUACGAUGUGUGCAUGAAAUUGAUCGGUGAUUUUACACAGGAACUAGACCAAUCGAUCGGCGGAAUUGAACUGAAGCCUGCACCACCAAUGGUCCUAAUGGGAGGCGUUUUGCGACCAACGGCAUCGAUGGAUAAGGAUCGGUUUCUAAAGAAACAAUACAAUCAAAACUUUGGCAUCCGGAGCUUAUCAACGCCAACGUUACCAGGCACGCCGUCCAGCGAAAGUAAUAAACAGGAAGCGAAAUCUGAAGGAAAGCGUGAGAGUAAGGCCAUUCUUUUUGCAUCGAUUUUAAAGCGAAUACCAGGCUACGAUUUCUUGUUUACGGAAUCAAAAUCAGCCAAAAGCCAUUAUCUGCUCUCUGUUCAAUCGCAGCUGAUAGUGAAAGUCGUUCAAAGUUUGGUAGCCAUUGCAAGCCGUUCUCUCUACGAGGACUCGUACGGUGUCUUACAAAACGACUUGCCAUGCAUCGUUCACGCUUUACUGGAGCUGAAAAAGGUUGUCGAUAAGAUCGGUUCCAUUAAUCUGGAUGUGAAGAAAGUCGAUCGGAACUAUAUUGCUUUAAAAGGGGCCGUUAAGAAGAGCUUAUAUCGCUUUACCACGGCCUUCGGGCCGUACAUUAAACAUCUUGUAAUAGAACCAGAGGACAUAAAAGCCCUGCAGGGUUUUGUAAACUUCCGUGAAGUUUGAUUUAGCAUAGGAAUCUUCUUUCAGAUGUAUAACAAAAUGUCCCUGCUUAAUCGAAGAAUAUGUCAAAUGAAGUGUUGAACAUAAAAUGUAUUAUUUGUAUGAAAAACUACAACAUUGCAUUGUAUUUCUAAGCGUUUUAGAGAAUUAGCACGGUGUGCAAUGUGUAUGGCAUACUCGUAAAGAUGGUUCAUUACUUUGGCAGCAACUGAAAAUUUAUGAUGUUAUUAUAAUUUACAGUAAGAAUUUGAACUUUUGAACAUUUACAAUUAAUAAAAUCAUAUCUAUCUUCGUAAAAGAUGGAAAUCAAUCCGUGGAAGGCAUUAUACUAACAACAAACAAACAUUUACUGAAAUUUACGUUAAAAUCAUUAACAUUGUUUACUAUAUACUAUGAGGGAAAAGUUGGGAAGUGUAU